AUGGGUCGGGGGAAUAUGAAUUGUGCUGAUAUCUGUGCCCACGCUUUAGCCAGCAACGGAGCAACUUGGGCAUUUGGGGGGGGAGUACCGAUGGGCAGUCAAGGCUUAGGGAAUCCUCGUGCGAACAAUGGGCCCAUGACGAGUUUUGCUCAAACAAUCGGUGGCUCGUCCCAACCAGCAACGCCUCUGGACCUCUCCGAGUUUCCUUCAUUAUCAAACAACCAACCUCAACCAAGUCAGUCCACUUGGGCGGCGUCAGGAAGCCGCAACAUCGGACCAUCGACAAACAUGCGGAUACCACAAUCGUCACUCUCCGCUCAGCAGCAAUUAAACGCUCAGCAGCAGACACAACAACAGCAAGAUGACCUUUUCAACUCCUCUUCCCAACUGCCCAGUAGCCAGGGAGCGUUUCGGUUUGGCAGCCAGAAUGCCGUUGGGCAGGCCUCCCAAUCAAGCACCGUUGAGGAGUUUCCCCCCCUUAACCGUAAUGUGAAUGGGGACAUUGGCCAGGAUCGAAACUCAAACUUGAUUCAAAACGUAUCUUUUGGCGCGCAGGGGAAUAACUUAGGAUUCGGCUCUACAAACCCCCCACAGCCCAAUCGGAAUAAUGGUCUCCUGAACGCGUUAUCAGGAACUAACCGUGCUCCUCCUGGGAAUCGUAUUCCGUCUCCUACGAGCAUAUCGGGUGUAUCAAAUUCGAGAUCGACAGUAGAGAAAAGCCGGCAAGGAUUGAGUGGUGAGAGCGGAGGCGCCUUUUCAAAUGCACAAUUUGCAGCUUCGACAACACGGGAAGAAUCUGCGUCGCACCCCAACAUGAACGUACGAGCAAACUCACGGUCAGAUGCCGUGCAGCAGCCAGAUGUGUCGGCGCCGCGAUCGCAGGCGCUUGAUUCUGGGGACGCAGAAGAGCCUGGACCAGAAGUUCAGGAUCCCUUGGCGCAUAUGAGCGAGGUUGACAAGUGGGGUCUCAAAGGGUGGUCUUACCUGAUGAACAACUUCCCAGACUACGCUGCUCUUGUCAGUGGUUCGGAUAUCACGAACCUUGGCUUUGACCUUAACUCCUCUGAGCCUUUCUCAACUCAAAUCUAUUCUCUGUGGGACAAUGAGCCAAGUCGACCGGCCAUUCCACGUUUCACCCUUCCUGAGUGUUACCGCGUUCAUAAUGUCGCACCGUUAGAAAGCAAGAUACAGAACUUCAAUGAUGAGGCUUUAAUAUUUAUGUUCUACAGCAAUCCGGGGGAUAUUCAACAAAUAAUGGCAGCCCAAGAACUCCAUACUCGCAAUUGGCGUUACCAUAAGAAGCUGCAGCAGUGGUUGACCAAAGAUGAGAUGAUGGUCCCUCAGGCACUCGGAAAUGGCACGGAGCGGGGGUAUUAUAUCUUCUUUGACAUCAAACAGUGGCAACGAGAGCGCCGAGAACUAACUUUGGUUUACGAUGAUCUCGAGAGCCUUCCAAGCGGUGCUCGUGGUCCGCUUGCAUAA
Molecule: messenger RNA, 1482 nt
Organism: Venustampulla echinocandica
Lineage: Eukaryota; Fungi; Ascomycota; Leotiomycetes; Helotiales; Pleuroascaceae
Exons: 7
Coding region: 1-1482 (493 amino acids)
Biological process (GO): nuclear-transcribed mRNA poly(A) tail shortening; regulation of DNA-templated transcription
Cellular component (GO): P-body; CCR4-NOT core complex
Source: RefSeq, a predicted model, not a curated record